AGGAGUUUCCAAUGCAAAAUUCAACAAUGUUCCGUUUUCCACUGAGAACCAAAGAGAUGGCAGAUAACUCCAAGAUUUCGAACUCUCCAGUAACGCUGCCAGACUUAGGUGACAUGAUGGAGGCACUUAAAGGAGAAUUAUUUGAAGUUCUGCUUUUUGUGAAUAACGUCAGGAAGAUCACUCUGUGUGACAUCGAUGAAGAAAGUGGAAAGGUGGUGAACUCUUAUUCCGUAGAAGCAGAAAUGUCAGAAGAGGAUGCAACCAAGAGGCAACAGUUUGCCACCUACGUCAAACAAGUUGCAAAGACAGGUGAUAAAUCAGACCAAUUUUUUCCAGGGAACGUCAAGGUGAAAGACUGCUCUUAUGCUCUGAGGUUACGAGACAGUCUUGGCAAAGAAGAAAAGUGGCUCAUUGUCAGGAAAAUUGGAUUUGAUAACGAAGUACCAACAAGCAUCGUGGAAGCGUACAAAAAGGGUGAUCUGGGAAUGCUUCCGCGCGGUGGUAUCGCUUGCCUUUUGGAGCAGAAUUCCAAGCAGGGGGACUCAGGGACUACCAGGAAAAAAGCUUACUGCUUUCUUCCACUUCCUUUAGAAACCGAUCUUCCAGUCCAUGUCAAUGGUCAUUUUGCACUGGACCAUGAAGCCAGAAGAAAUCUUUGGAGAGACCAAGGUAAUGGCUAUCGCAGUGACUGGAAUAACGCUUUGCUGAGAGAUGUGAUAGCCUCGUGUUAUUUAACACUUUUGGAUGAGGUAAGGUGUUACCUUCAUUUGCCAAUUACACACAGCGCUGAAGACGUUACGCCGGACUAUAGUAAAGAUGCCUUGGUAGAAAAGAUCGAGGAAUACGAGAAUCUGUUUCCAUUGGUAGUCUCAGGCAAUCCGUACUGGGAAACUUUGGUAAGAUCCGUGUAUCAAGGAAUGGACAAAAAGAGAUUAAGACUUCUUCCAGUGGUGCGAAGUACACUAUCAGAAGCUGCCACUCCAUUAGUUAAUCUAAAAUGGCUUCCUCCAACAGGCGAAGGGAAAGACGAAGCGUUCUUCAACAAUCUUGGAGAAAGCGAUUGUUUUGCGCCCCGACCAGGAGAUUUUUCUCUUCAAAACGAUCCUGAAAAGGAAGAGAAACGAAGAUUGGAGCUGAAAACGUCCUUUGAAGAAAUUCUACUGGAAACGGGAUUUAACCUUGUAAAAUGUUUCUUAUCUGUAUACUCAGCGUUUCAAGAAGCAGGUGUGAGUUCUCGUUGCGUGUCUCCUUCUUCUGUGAUGGAGUUCUACAAGACUUUCAAUAAUGAAGAUCCCCUUUGCCGCAUUGGAUCGACUUAUGUUGAUGUUACAAAGACACCAUUUAAGAACAUUGACAGUGUCACACUCGUGCUUAAGUACUGCAAGGAUGACGAACAUUUCUUGCCAAACCUGCCAGGACUUCCCCUACUUGUAACUCAAGACAAUCGUUUGCAAGAAUUCAGCACUUCUAGUCCGAAGUUUCUCUCGCGUCAUCAUGGAAUUCUACCGCAUUGCAAAGAAAUGUUUGUUCAUGAACGAGUAAGGAUACAAGUCUUUGGCCAUGUGUCAUGUCUACAGUUCCCUGUCUUCAAGCGUUUUGGAGUACAGGACUUCGCUAGUAACUUGCAUCGAACUCUACCAGGUGAAUAUUGCAGCGCAGAUGGGUACGUUCGGUGGUCUCCUACACAAGGCUCAGUACCAAAUCAACCUUGGUUGUACAAGGUUUGGACUUUCCUGAAUGAAGAAACAGAAAUUGUCCUCAAGGAAAUUGAGUCAAGUGAACAGCAGUUCACAAGCAUUUGUGAAAUAAAGCAACACGAAGUCAGAAGAAUUCGUACACUUCUUCAGCCUCUCUCAAACUGGAGCGUCCUUCCUUGCACAGAGACGAUCCAAAUGACAAGAUCCUCUAGUGAAAGUGCUUUGGUUGUGGUACCAGAACAUUUCCUCGUGCCCUUGAUUCUAGCAGAAUCUGUUCUUGAUUUCACAGGUCCAGAUGCUAAUAGUCGUCCACUUGUUGAGGCUUUGAAAAUGCUCGACCUGGCUGAAGUAAACUAUGCUGUUUUGUCGUUGGAUUCCUUCCAUCUUGCCAGCAAGUUAGUAGCUUCGCUAAAAACACCAGCAACCCUCGUCAAAUCCUUGGAGCAGAAGAUGAAGAUAUACCCACAAGCUCUUGAAGGAAAACUGAAAAAUGGACAAUGCAGGACCAUUUUGGAGUAUUUCAGCAACAACGUUGAAAAUCUACAAGAAAGCGACAAGAAGGUGCUAAGAAGACUUCCUUUUUAUCAAGCAACACAUGGUGGCCUCAUCAGUGUAAAUAGUACAAAGGUAUGCGCCCUUCCCAUUGGCAUUCCACGGAAAGAGAUGGAAGAGUUAAGCCUUCAACUACAUGUGGUGUUUUUGGAAGGCUGGCACAGUCUGUCCCCACUCUUCAAAUUUCUAGGUUUCGAGUGUCUCUCGGCAGUCGCCGUAUAUUGUAAUUUCAUUUUGAAGAAUUUUGAUAUUUUUAGCUCGGAAGGACGGCUCGCUCACCUUAAGUACAUCCGUGAUUCUAUUUUGACAUCAACAUCGACGUCAACAUUGACAUCAACCGGUGAGAGUGACAAGGAGAGGUUGCUAACUUGUUUGAAGAACACAGCGAUUGUUACCUCCGAAGAUGGGACUUUGCAGAAAGCAUCUUCAUACUACUAUCCCCACAAUGAUGUUUUCAAAAUAAUGCUUUCUGAAGACAAGUUUCCACCAGAGCCUUUCAACAAAUAUGAAUGGCUGUUGUUUUUGAAACGCAUUGGAUUAAUCUAUGAAGUUUCCCAAGAUCUUUUCAAGACGUUUGCUACUGAAGUUGCCCGCGAGGGUGCAAGACAGCAGACUGCGAAAACUGAUGAAAAAUCGAGAGUUCUAGUAAAACACCUUUUCAACCGAGAGGAUGUUGUAGAAGAAGACGUCCUUCAAGAAGUCCGUGACGUCCGCUUUGUGGCUGCAGAUCCUGUGGGGCAAGAACUUCGGAAUAUCUGUGGUCCGUUCGGUGGAGGUAGGGAUGGUCAGGCACCAUACAUUUCAUUCAAAGGUUCUGUGUUAGCAAAACACACAAAGAUAGUUUGGACGACAGCAGCUGUUCUUCCAAACUGGGCAAAUCCAAGGAAUUAUCAGUAUAACAUUACAGUUCCUAAAGGCUGGAAAUGUGCCAGUGAUGUUUGCAAUGCCAUUCUUUCCCAACUCCAGAUUCUCGCAGAACCAACUGUGGAUAUGGUUAUUUUUCACUGCCAAAAUGUAUCCUGUCAACUGGCAAAAGAAAACGAUGUUACUCCUCGACCUGAUCAGCAACAGAUACGGACGUCAGUAAUGUCGAAUAUCUACAGGUUCCUUCAACGAAAAGCCGUGUUAAGCAUUACUGCAAAAGAACGCCUUCAGCACAUCCCUUGCCUUUUGGUCGAGGAAGGUGGACGUUUUGUUUAUGCCAAACAAGUAAUCAUUGAAUUGUACAAGAACCUUGAGAUCAAGCCGUUCCUUUACGGAAUGCCCGGUGAACUCAGUGAGUUCAAGACACUGUUUAAAUAUCUGGGAUGUUCCCCUUCUGUCACACCUUCGCACUAUGCUAUGGUGUUGGACAUGUUACACGGUCAGUGUAAGGCAAACGAGCUGGAGCCAAAUGAGGUGGACAGUGCCUUAAGAGCGGUUAAAGGUCUCCUUGAAACGAUGCAAGACAAUCCUGACGCAAAGCAGGAUAUAUCUACUUUGUACCUACCAGCCACAUAUCCAUUCAGUAGUGAUUUCAUUGUGAAUGACACUAUCUUUCCUGUUGUUUUAAUGAAGGCUUCCGAGCUUAUUUUUAAUGACGCUCCUCACUACUUUGAUCGUGUUCACGACUUCAACCUGCCAUUUGUGGUGGAUCUUAAGAGAGCCAAUGUUGUCUGCAAAGGCAAUGCAAAUUACAAGGACCUAAUCGUGCUACUUCCCACAGCUGUACAGCCAAAGAUGAUGUCAUGCGUAAUCAUAGAGAAAUUCGCAGAAUCUGAAGGCUGUAGCGAGCGUUUUGAUGUUGGUGCUGCUAGCUCAUUAAGAAAGCAGCUGCACUCAGAAGAAUUCUACCGCGGAAUUGUCAGGCUUAUUCGUCACGCUAAUCAAGAUUGUGGUCUUGACGAAGCUGUGGUUGCAACUGUGAGGAACAAUUUACAAAGUAUCGAAUUGCUUGGUAUGAAUAAAAUUGUCACUCAUUUAGUUCAUAAUGGGGAAGUGAUUCGUGGGAGUGAAAUUGAAGUGCCAUACUUUUUGGAGAAGGUUUUGCAGUCGGGUCAAGAAAUUUGGAAAGUUUACGUCAAUAUCGUCGAAGACGCAGAGGAAACAAUCUCUGCGAUAAUUCUAACGUUAACAGAAGUGAUCGAUGAAGCGUGCAAAGGGCUGUUGCGGAACACAACGCAUUACAUUUCUGCCAUGCUGCUCAGCCAACCUGGGAAGAUAUUUUCCUUACUGGAUAGGAGGAAUAUUCGUCAAGACAACUCUUAUGAUACAGACAAAGGAGACGUCUUUCCGCCACCAGGUAGUUUCAUUCCUAUAGCAAUGCAUAACCUUCUGAAUCCGGCGUUUCAAGCGUUUACUCCCGGAGAAUAUGUGGGGUACGAGUUAGGUGAUCCAAGUCUUGAGCUGCAGGAAGGAGAUGCCACCUACAUCUACGCUGUGAUAAUCGAAGAAAUGCCAAGUGACCAUGCCAGCCUCCUUUCGAAGUUUUACAAGAUCAACAUUGGAGAGGGCAAGGAGCCACAAAUUGUCGAGGCUACUAUGUUGUACAAAUUUCACCGUGCCCAAGAGAUAACAUCAACUCAGGUAGCCCUAUCUGACCAACAAAGAAGCUCACACUCCACGACAGAUAAACAGAAGAUUUUUGAUGAAAUUUCAAGAGCGCUUGAAGAAGCAUGGAAUUUGCCAGAAGAAAGAAGAAGACGAAUUGUCAAGCGACUGUUUCUACAGUGGCAUCCCGACAAAAACCCAGGAAAUGAGGUGUUCUGUACGGAAGUAUUUCAGCACAUAAAGAGUGAAAUCGAACGAUUGGAAAGAGGAGAAUCACGCAGAGGUGGAAGCUGGAGCUCUACCUAUGGUGCUUUCUAUGGUUUCUGGGGAAGGCGUGCAAGGCUGCGGAAAAAGCACUGA
Molecule: messenger RNA, 5138 nt
Organism: Orbicella faveolata
Lineage: Eukaryota; Metazoa; Cnidaria; Anthozoa; Scleractinia; Merulinidae
Product: sacsin-like
Molecular function (GO): Hsp70 protein binding
Source: RefSeq, a predicted model, not a curated record